CUUCUCUUUCCCAAACUUUCACCAACAGCUUGUGUGAUUAACUCGUUGAACUGCUUAUAAAGAAGAUUGCCUGCUCGAUAAUUAGCUCAGUACAGCCCAUGGACUGGUUUAAAGAUGGGUACAUCACGUGUUUUAGUUCUGACUACUUUAGUAUAUCUCUGCCGAGGCCUGAUUCUUAGAAAAGACAUUGACUCUCUGACAUCAGAAGACACCGUAAACCUCAGGCUGUCGCUGCAAGGGGUCAAGUACGAAUACCAAUUAAAAAAAAGCUACUCAUAUAUCGCAUCCUUCUACGGCUACCCAACAAGGUGUUCUGUCGGUAACGUAGCCUACUCCUGUAGUGUGCAUGGAAUGCCCACAUUCCCGCAGUGGCACAGGCUGUAUCUUGCGCACCUUGAACAAGCAUUAACUGAGAAAGGUGGCACGGUUGGCAUUCCUUACUGGGACUGGAGCAAGCCGCUUCAGAAAAUGCCCGCGUUCCUCGAUGACGAGAAGUAUAACCUCGAGGGUGAAAUCCUGGACAACCCAUGGCACCAUACAAACAUCAGCCUCUCGGGUGUGAUCCAUGCGACUAAUCGCACAGUGGACAGCCGUCUUUGGAGUCUUGAUCUAAUGGAGCACAUUAUUCACGCCUUGGAGUAUCCCAACUAUUGCCAGUUUGUGGUGCAGCUCGAAGUUCUCCACAGCGCCAUCCACUUCCUGGUAGGGGGCGCCUCCAAGUACUCCAUGUCGAACAUAGAUUUCGCCGCCUAUGACCCUUUGUUCCUCGUCCAUCACGCAAACCUUGACCGAAUCUACGAAGUGUAUGAAGCUUUGUAUCGAGAGAGAGGAUCUGUUCCCGGCACCAGUUGCGAGACAGACUGCGAGAUUUGCGACAUUAAAGGUUUCCAGAUGCCCUUGGAGCCGUUCAACAGGGACGACAACCCUUUUCCAAACACCCGAUUACUAGCCACUGGAUGGAACAUGACUGACAAGACCGUCUUUGACUACAACUACGACUCGUUGACUUUAAACGGACUUGGUAUCGCCGACAUUAAGAAGAGAAUUGAGAUGAAGAAAAAGACAGACAGAGCCUUCGCCGUCUUCAAAUUAAACGGAAUACAGAGAUCAGUCAAUCUACGCAUUCAGGUUUGCAAGACUUCUAGCGAGGAUGAAGAAGACACAUGCGAAUCAGCUGGAGAUGUGUUCAUCUUAGGGGGAUCCACAGAACAUCCUUGGAUGUUCAGGAGACCCUACUACCACGACAUCACUAAAGCUGUGCUGAAGCUGGGCCUUAAGCUGGAUGAGAACUUCCGUGUUCUGACUGAAAUGUACGGCACAGACGACAAAAUCAAUUCAAGCGAAAUUUCGCCGCAACCUUCUGUAGAAUUUAGACCAGCUGUUGGAAAACAAGACGCCCCUCUAUCUGAAAAGAAAAAGGAUGUCAUCAUACGUCAAGAUGUAGAUCUUCUAACGGAAGACGAAAUGAAUGCACUAAGAGUUGCCAUGGAGAAUGUGCAGAACAACGGAACUCAAAAUGGCUACCAGGCCAUUGCUGCAUUCCACGGUGCGCCUGGGCAGUGCCCAACCCCAAACCCAGAUGUCGCACUGACGUAUUCGUGCAGCAUUCGCGGCCUGCCUAGCUUUCCACACUGGCAUCGACUUUUUGUGAUGCAGCUGGAAGAUAGCCUUGGACUUUCAACUGGAAUACCUUACUGGGACUGGACUAAGCCAGGAGUCCAACUACCCAAUCUGGUCAAAGAUGCCACAUACCAGAUCAAAGACGGAGACUCACCAAAGGCUAAUCCAUUUUAUGACGCCGCUAUCGAGUUUCUUAGAACAGGAAGCAGAACUAGCCGUAGCUGGCCUGAACAGGGUGUCAAUCUGGAUGACCUUAAAGACGCAGUACUCUUAGCCUUAGAGCAAGACAACUUUUGUGAUUUCGAAGUCCAGUUUGAAAUCGCCCACAAUCUUAUCCAUGCAUUGGUCGGAGGAAACGCUCCUUAUGGAAUGUCCUCCCUCGAAUACAGCGCAUAUGAUCCAAUCUUUUACAUUCAUCACAGCUUUUUAGAUAAGAUCUGGUCCAUAUGGAUGUCGCUGCAAGAGCUACGAGGCAAACCUUACAAAGCCCACUGCGCCCAGUCCUACAUCUUCACUCCAUUAAGUCCUUUCAAUUUCUCCACCACCUACAACCCCAACCCCAAAACCUACGCCCACUCGACCGCGACAAACAUCUACGACCAUGAGAAGGAGCUGGGCUACACCUACGACACUCUGACGUUUGACGGCAUGAACAUCACUGAGCUGGAACAUUUUAUAAGGUUCAACGUGACCUCCAGGCCAAGAAUGUUCGUCGGCGUCUUGCUCAAUGGUUUUAAUAAGUCAGCCAAGGCUGAGAUUCACGCUACGUUACAUACUGGUGAGAGGUACAUUGUCGGACGUUUCGCUGUGCUGGGCGGACCAACAGAGUUAGGAUGGAGAUUGGACAGGCUGUACAAGGUAGACAUCACCAAAGCCAUGUUUGAUGCGCAUCUCAGUUGGAAUGACUUAUUUGAGCUUAGCAUAGAAAUGUUUGAAUUUAACGGAGUUUCCAUUGAAACAGAUCUUCCGUUGUUGCAGCUAAUCUACCAAGCUCCUGAAGACUCAGAAAUUGAAACACAGCCCGCACUUCUAAGGAAGAACAUCCAAGAGCUGACAGAUGACGAGUCCAACAACUUGAGAGACGCCCUGAAGAAGCUGCAGUCUGAGACUAGCGCUGACAAUUUUGAAAACAUCGCCGGCUUUCACGGAGCUCCCAACAGAUGCCCUCCUCAUGGAAGCAACAGAUUUGCCUGCAGCCCUCACGGUCUACCCAUCUUCCCACACUGGCAUCGCCUUUUGACUGUCCAGUUCGAGCAGGCUCUGUCACGCCUUGGUGCAUCAUGGGGUAUUCCCUAUUGGGACUGGACUGACGAAUCCACAGCUCUGCCAAAGCUCUUCAGUGACCCAGAGGACAAUCCAUUUUACAGAUACUAUAUCCAAGCUGAGAAAGAGUGGACAGAUCGUGAGGUGAAUCUUAAACAGCUGAACCUCCUAGACCCCGAAGGCACCAAAAUGCUUUUCCAUUCAGCUCUCAGCAUCUUAGAGGAAGAUCAGUUUUGUGAUUUUGCGGUCCAGUUUGAGCUUCUGCAUUACAGACUCCACGCUCUGAUGGGAGGUACGAAGAAAUAUUCUCUGGCCACUUUGGACUUUUCGGCUUUCGAUCCUCUCUUCAUGAUCUUGCAAUCAAGUUUCGACCGACUCUGGACCAUGUGGCAGCAACUUCAAUACCUACGACAAAAGCCAGUGAGUGGUCAGUGUGUUUACAAACAUGUGGACUCGUCCAUGGAGCCUUUCAGGAACCCUGACAUCAACGUCAACAAGAUGACAAGAGAAAACUCUCUCCCUGGUCUUGUGUCAGACCACAGAAGGCUGGGAUACAAGUUUGACAAACUCAACCUAAACGUUUUUUCACUCAAAGACCUGGAAGACAAAAUUAAACUUCAGAAAAGCAAGAACAGGACUUACGCUGGUCUUAUGCUGGGCGGCGUCAAGAAUAGCGUCACAUUAGAGGUUUAUCUCCAAGACAAUCAAGUCGGAACUAUCAAUAUUCUAGGUGGUCCCAACGAAAAGCCUUGGGUUUUCGAAAGGCCAUACAAGAUUGACGUUACUGACGCCAUGAAAGGGGCACAGCUGACCACUGACAAGCCAGUUAAGCUGCACCUUAAAACUGGGACCUAUGACGGGAGCUCGAGUAGUGAGAAGGACAUGGAGGUUUUCAUCAUAGAGAGACCCUCAGGGUCCGACCACGAUAUUCUGGUGGUGCCCAUCAACAAAAAAACCCCACCACCAGCAUUAAAGGUGGUGGUAAAGAAGGACACACAAGUCAAGUUUGUUACCGACGACGUCGUAGUCCCAAUGAAGGACUUCAACACUUUUACCGCAUGGAAGGCCUGCAACUUGCCUCCUUCUUUACAGGGCAGCUACGACUUUGGCGCUGUGCACCCACUGAUUCCAGGAAACUACUACAUGAGCCCGGCUGACGUAGAUCUGUGCAAUAGGGGCAUCAAGAUACAAAUCUUUGUUGAGGAAGAAUAACUUCCGGGUCAAAUGUAUUUCCCAAUAAACAUGGAGCAGUUUUCAUGCCCUCUUUAAUAAA
Molecule: messenger RNA, 4156 nt
Organism: Biomphalaria glabrata
Lineage: Eukaryota; Metazoa; Mollusca; Gastropoda; Planorbidae
Product: hemocyanin 1-like
Exons: 23
Coding region: 115-4095 (1326 amino acids)
Molecular function (GO): oxidoreductase activity
Source: RefSeq, a predicted model, not a curated record